CCAGGGUUAGUGGGCACCUUCUUGCUUUUUUUACGGCUCUGUUUUCUUUCAAAAAAACAAAAUCUGUUUUUGUUGCCUCCUCUGUACAGCAACACUUGCCCCCCUCUCUGUACAAAUUAAAAAAAAGAACUUUUUUUCGUUCUUUCCAGAUCAAAUCUAAGCGUUGAUGCUCCAAAGUUCGACUCCAAAACCCUAAAAAGAGAGAACCCAAAUCCAGAAUCGAGAAAAUGGAGCAAUUAAAGACGAUUGGGAGAGAGCUGGCGAUGGGGUCGCAGGGUGGCUUCGGCCAAUCCAAGGAGUUCCUGGAUCUGGUAAAGUCGAUCGGCGAGGCCCGCUCCAAGGCAGAGGAGGACCGAAUUGUCCUCCACGAGAUCGACACUCUCAAGCGCCGCAUCUCUGAGCCCGACAUCCCAAAGCGGAAGAUGAAGGAAUACAUUAUCCGCCUCGUCUACAUCGAGAUGCUCGGCCACGACGCCUCUUUCGGCUACAUUCAUGCCGUCAAGAUGACUCACGACGAUAAUCUACUACUCAAGCGAACUGGAUACCUCGCUGUCACUCUCUUCUUGAACGAGGAUCACGACCUCAUCAUUCUCAUUGUCAAUACAAUCCAGAAGGACCUCAAAUCCGACAAUUAUCUUGUAGUUUGUGCAACUCUUAAUGCUGUCUGCAAGCUCAUCAACGAGGAGACCAUUCCCGCCGUGCUCCCCCAGGUGGUGGAGCUCCUCAGCCACCCCAAGGACGCUGUCAGAAAGAAGGCAAUCAUGGCUCUCCAUAGAUUCUACCGCAAAUCGCCCUCCUCUGUCUCCCAUCUUCUAUCCAAUUUCCGCAUGAAGCUUUGUGACAAUGAUCCUGGCGUCAUGGGUGCAACCCUCUGUCCUCUCUUUGAUCUUAUCACCAUUGAUGUGGAUUCUUACAAGGACUUAGUGGUCAGCUUUGUCAGCAUUCUCAAACAAGUAGCUGAGCGUAGAUUGCCAAAGGCUUACGAUUAUCAUAAUAUGCCAGCUCCAUUCAUUCAGAUCAGGUUGCUGAAAAUUCUGGCAUUGCUUGGCAGUGGUGACAAGCGGGCUAGUGAGCAAAUGUAUACUGUUCUUGGUGACUUAUUUAGAAAGUGUGAUCCCUCGAGUAAUAUAGGAAAUGCUGGUCUUUAUGAGUGCAUUUGCUGUGUUUCUUCCAUACAUCCCAAUCCCGAGCUAUUAAAGUCUGCCGCUGAUGUAAUAUCUAGAUUUUUGAAGAGUGACAGCCACAAUCUUAAAUACAUGGGCAUUGAUGCCCUUGGACGACUGAUAAAAAUAAGUCCAGAGAUUGCUGAGCAACACCAACUGGCUGUAAUUGACUGCUUAGAGGAUCCAGAUGAUACUCUAAAGAGAAAAACUUUUGAACUUCUAUACAAAAUGACCAAGUCCUCCAAUGUAGAAGUGAUUGUUGAUCGGAUGAUUGAUUACAUGAUUAGCAUUAGCGAUAAUCAUUACAAAACUGAAAUAGCAUCUCGAUGUGUUGAACUUGCGGAGCAAUUUGCACCAAGCAAUCAAUGGUUUAUCCAGACCAUGAACAAGGUUUUUGAGCAUGCAGGAGAUCUAGUUAAUAUUAAGGUGGCACAUAACUUGAUGCGUUUAAUUGCUGAGGGAUUUGGAGAGGAUGAUGACACUGCAGAUAGUCAGCUGAGAUCAUCUGCUGUGGAGUCAUACUUGGGCAUUAUUGGUGAUCCAAAACUUCCUUCGGUUUUUCUUCAAGUUAUUUGUUGGGUAUUGGGGGAGUAUGGUACUGCUGAUGGAAAGUUUUCUGCAUCGUAUGUGAGUGGGAAAUUAUGUGAUGUGGCAGAGUCAUAUUCAAAUGAUGAAAUUGUUAAGGCAUAUGCAGUUACAGCGCUUAUGAAGGUAUAUGCGUUUGGAAUAGCCGCAGGAAGGAAAGUGGAUAUGCUUCCUGAGUGUCAAUCUUUAGUAGAAGAAUUGUCGGCUUCUCACUCAACAGACUUGCAGCAACGUGCUUAUGAACUCCAAGCAGUCAUUGGCUUAGAUGUUCAUGCUGUUGAAAGUAUAAUUCCAUCAGAUGCAAGUUGUGAGGACAUUGAGGUUGAUAAGAGCCUUGCUUUCCUCAAUAGUUAUGUGCAUCAGUCGCUAGAAAAAGGAGCACAACCCUAUAUUCCCGGGAAUGAACGUUCUGGAAUGUUAAACAUCGGCAACUUUAGAAAUCAAGACCACAAUGAAGUUUCUCAUGGUCUUAAGUUUGAGGCAUAUGAACUUCCAAAGCCAUCAGUUCCGUCGUUGGUUCCUCCAGUGUCACUUGCAUCCUCUACCGAAUUGGUUCCGGUGCCUGAGUCAUCUUAUUAUAGGGAGACCCAACAGGCAUCAUCAGUACCAUCUGUUUCUGAUAUGGGAUCCUCUGAAGUCAAGCUACGACUUGAUGGUGUUCAAAAGAAGUGGGGUAGGCCAACUUACUCCUCUUCCAGCUCCACUUCAGAUUCUGCUUCACAGAAAACAGCAAAUGGGGUAACACAAGUUGAUCGGACGAGCUCUGUGAAUGCAAAAACACGUGAUACCUCUAUUGAUUCAAGGAAGCAACAGGUUGAAAUUUCUCCAGAAAAACAGAAGCUUGCUCAAUCACUCUUUGGAGGUGCAUCAAAAACUGAGCGGAGAGCAUCUUCAGCUGGCCAUAAAGGUACAAAAACUAGCAGCUAUUCUGGAGAAAAGUCUCAGGUAUCCAAAGCAGCGGCUGCAUCUAGGAGUGAAACUGCAGCUGAGAAGACAGUUCCUAUUCAACCCCCUCCAGACUUGCUCGACUUGGGUGAGACAAUAGUCUCUGGUGGCACUCCAUCAGUGGAUCCAUUUAAGGAAUUGGAGGGGCUGCUCGACUCGACCAACGUUACUUCAACUUCCAAUCAGAGCAAUGCUGGCACUGCUAAAGUGCCUGAUUUUACAUCCCUAUAUGAGGAGGGACCUGGAAGUGUGCAGAGAGGAGAUACGGCAUAUUCACUAUCAACUAAUAGCAAUGAUAACCUUUUAUCCGGAUUGUCAAAUGCCAGCAUCCAAAGUGCUCCCGGAGCAACAACAACGCAUGCUACACAAUUUAAUAAGGGCCCUAACCUUAAAGAUGCACUGGAAAAGGAUGCGCUCGUAAGGCAGAUGGGUGUGACACCAUUGAGUCAAAAUCCCAACUUGUUUAAAGAUCUGCUCGGAUAAAUUGUUACGUGGAAAACUUUCACCUGUGUCAUUGAAGCUAAAUGUCAUGUGAUCGAGUUAUGCCUUCAUGGAGCUGGCCGGUUAUUUAUUUGCAUUUAUGCAGUGAUACAAUGUGGUAGUCAGAACUGAAGGCACUUCAGGACAGAUUAAACUGGCCCUCACUGUACUGGAUUCGGAUGGGAGAUUUGUAGCUGUCGCGGGAUGAUUUAUAGGUUUUUUGUAAGAAUAGAUAAAAUUGGUGUACAUGGGGCAUUCCCUUGAGGGAUUCAGUGCUGAAGUCUCCUUGGUUUAGGUUGGCUGGACCCGAAUUGAUAGGUUGAGGAAGUGCAUGUUUUGCUAUCUCGGUACAAUAAUGCUGUAUUUUAUGAGCUAUGAUUUGAGUUUUUCAACUUGUGUAGUACCACCUUCAAGAGUCUUGUAAGUCACAUACUUUUGGGAAUUUUGAGCUAUGGAAU
Messenger RNA from Tripterygium wilfordii, 3631 nucleotides. Its product is annotated as AP-4 complex subunit epsilon-like. NCBI's taxonomy places the organism in Eukaryota, Viridiplantae, Streptophyta, Magnoliopsida, Celastrales, Celastraceae. The record is from RefSeq and is a predicted model, not a curated record. The transcript is spliced from 11 exons. Gene Ontology annotation, biological process: receptor-mediated endocytosis; intracellular protein transport. Gene Ontology annotation, molecular function: cargo adaptor activity. Gene Ontology annotation, cellular component: membrane coat; AP-4 adaptor complex. The coding region runs from base 228 to 3176 and encodes 982 amino acids.